Molecule: messenger RNA, 2520 nt
Organism: Podarcis muralis (Common wall lizard)
Lineage: Eukaryota; Metazoa; Chordata; Lepidosauria; Squamata; Lacertidae
Product: olfactory receptor 9G19-like
Biological process (GO): G protein-coupled receptor signaling pathway
Cellular component (GO): membrane
Molecular function (GO): G protein-coupled receptor activity; olfactory receptor activity
Source: RefSeq, a predicted model, not a curated record
AUGGAGGAAGGAAAUCUCACCACAGUGACCGACUUCAUUCUCCUGGGCUUCACAACAAACCCUAAACUGCAGCUGAUCUUAUUUGUACUAUUUCUACUAAUAUAUAUAGGCAGCCUGGCAGGGAAUAUCACAUUAAUUGCUCUAAUCUGCAGCAGCUCUCACCUCCAUACGCCCAUGUAUUUCUUCAUUGGGAACCUUUCCUUCCUGGAUCUGUGGUAUUCCUCCAUCUAUACGCCAAAGAUCUUGGUGAACUGCAUCUCUGAAGACAAGAGUAUUUCCUUUGGUGGCUGUGCCUCCCAAUUCUUCUUCUCAGCUGCCCUUGCCUAUAGCGAGUGCUACCUUCUGGCAGCCAUGGCCUAUGACCGUUAUAUGGCCAUAGCCAAGCCAUUGUUGUAUGCCACUGCCAUGUCCAGAAAGCUGUGCACAGCACUGGUGGCCCUCUCAUAUCUAGGUGGGUUCAUCAAUUCCACCUUAAUCACUAGUGAAACCUUCACAUUGAGCUUCUGUGAUGGCAACGUCAUUGAUGACUUCUUCUGUGACUUACCUCCAUUGGUGAAGCUAUCCUGCAACGUGCCCAAGAGCUAUCAGUCCGUGUUGUACUUCAUUUUGGCUUCUAAUGUAAUUACACCCUCUGCACUUAUCCUUGCCUCCUAUGCCUUCAUUCUGGUUGCCAUCUUGAGGAUCCGCUCCACUGAAGGGAGACUGAAAGCCUUCUCCACAUGUGCCUCUCAUCUGAUUGCAGUUACUUUGUACUAUGGCUCUAUCCUCUUCAUCUACUCACGGCCCAGCUCCAGCUAUGCUUUGGAAAGGGACAAAGUGGUCUCUGUUUUCUACACAGUAGUGAUUCCUAUGCUUAAUCCCCUCAUCUACAGCCUCAGGAACAAGGAUGUAAAACAUGCUCUGAAGAAACUAGCAAUGAAAUGGAGGACAAUGUGUCCUCAGAACCUCAUUUGUAUAAUGCAUUAUUUACCACUGUAUCUUUUCCAUAAAAUGGUGAAUGAAAACAGUACCACCAUCACCGAGUUCAUUCUCCAGGGCAUCUCAAAUGAUCCAGGUAUGAAAGUCUUAUUCUUUGUGGUAUUCCUGAUCAUCUACCUGGUCAAUGUUGUGGGAAAUCUGGGCAUGAUCAUCUUGAUCACACUUGAUUCCCACCUUCACAAUCCUAUGUACUUCUUCCUCUGGCACCUGUCCUUCUGUGACAUCUGCUACUCAUCUGCCAUUGCCCCCAGAAUGCUCUCUGACUUGUUAUCUGAGAGCAGGAUCAUCUCCUUCCCUGAAUGCACAGCCCAGUUCUACUUCUUUGCUGCAUUUGUGGAUGCCGAGUGCUACAUUUUAGCAGUGAUGGCCUAUGACCGCUAUGUGGCCAUCUGCAACCCAUUGCUCUAUUCCACUGCCAUGUCCAAGUCCCUCUGUAUCAGGCUCCUACUUGGCUCAUACAUUGCUGGCACAACUAAUGCCAUAAUACACACAACAGCCACCUUCAGCCUGCAGUUCUGCAGUUCCAACCUCAUCAACCAUUUCUUCUGUGAUGUCCCUCCACUGCUGGCAAUCGCUUGUUCUGACACCCACAUUAAGGAGACUAUGGAGCCGCUUUCCCAUACCACCAUCACCGAGUUCAUUCUCCAGGGCAUCUCAAACGAUCCAGGUAUGAAAAUCUUAUUAUUUGUGGUAUUACUGAUCAUCUAUCUGGUCAAUGUUGUGGGAAACCUGGGCAUGAUCAUCUUGAUCACACUUGAUUCCCACCUUCACAAUCCUAUGUACUUCUUCCUCUGGCACCUGUCCUUCUGUGACAUCUGCUACUCAUCUGCCAUUGCCCCCAGAAUGCUGUCUGACUUGUUAUCUGAGAGCAGGACCAUCUCCUUCCUUGAAUGUACUGCCCAGUUCUACUUCAGUGCUGCCUUUGCGGAUGCCGAGUGCUACAUUUUAGCAGUGAUGGCCUAUGACCGCUAUGUGGCCAUCUGCCACCCAUUGCUCUAUUCCACUGCCAUGUCCAAGUCCCUCUGCAUCUGGCUCCUACUUGGCUCAUACAUUGCUGGCACAACUAGUGCCAUAAUACACACAACAGCCACCUUCAGCCUGCAGUUCUGCAGUUCCAACCUCAUCAACCAUUUCUUCUGUGAUGUCCCUCCACUGCUGGCAAUCACUUGUUCUGACACCCACAUUAAUGAGAUUUUGCUUUUUGCAUUUGUUGGCUUUGUUGCGAUGAGCUCCCUCUCCAUCAUCCUUCUCUCUUACAUCUUCAUUUUAGCAGCCGUCCUGAGAAUGCCCUCAGGGAGACUCAAAGCCUUCUCCACCUGUGGGUCCCACUUCACAGGGGUCACUUUAUUUUAUGGGACUCAGAUUUUCAUGUAUCUCCGGCCCACCUCUGUUUAUGCCUUGGAUCAAGACAAAUGGGCUUCUGUGUUCUACACUGUAGUGAUCCCCAUGCUCAAUCCUCUGAUCUACAGCUUGAGGAACAAAGAUGUUAAGGAAGCUUUCAGAAAACUCAUUAACAGGAAGCUGAACUCUGUCUUAAACUAA